AUGGUACCAUCUGAUUGUGUACCUUCGAAUUUAAAAAACAACCGAUAUCUACAACUAGCUCCUUUAAAUUUACCUUCAACUAUUGACAACUCAACAAAAUCAUUACCAGUCACAACAAUCCUAACUCCAAUGUCACCAAAAUCUUUUACUUCCAAUGGGUCAUCAGCUUUAACAUCACCUGGUCAAAUACAUUUUCUUUAUCCAAAUGUGUCUCCUCUUUCGAGACAACUAACACCGAGUAGUGAUGAAUCGAGGUCAUUAAAACAAGAAGAAAUCAAUCAAAAUUUAAUUGAUUUCAGUGUUGAUGAUGAAGUAUCUGCUGUUGAUGCAUUCGAUCCAUUCAGACAACCUAAACAGUCACCAGUGUUGCCAUCUAAAUUAGAUGAAGUCAUUCCAAAUGUACCUGAUGUUGUGGUAUCAAACACCAACACAGUAGUAACACCAGCAGCAUCAACUGCUUGUUUCUUGUUACCAUAUCCAAUUAAAUUACGAUUAAAAUUAGCAGCAUGUUCUGAAUUAAAACCAAUUAGUCGAUUUGUUGAACAGAUUCGUAAAGAACAUCAGUCACAACAGACAUCAACAGAUGGAAUAUAUUAUUGUAAACGUGUUCAACAUUUAACAUCGCAACACAUCAAACAAAAUAAAUUACCUGUUACAUUAUAUGUAUUUACUGAUAGAUCAAAAGAACCAAUAUGUUUAACAAAUUUAAGUACUCAAUCCACAGUUGCACAUAUUUUAUAUCAAGUACUUGAAUUGAUUUCAUUUGAUUAUGAUCAAUCAAUACUUAAAUUACGUUCAUGUGAAGAAUAUUUACGACAUGAUGAUGUUUUAUUUGAUAUUGAAUAUGUUUAUAAUUGUAUUACUUCAUUGAAACAACUUCAAUUUGAAUUGGUUAAAAAACCAAUUUGUACAGUUCAACAAAAACAAGAUAAUAUAAGUUUUGAACAAUUUUGUUUAAAUCAACGAGAAAAAUAUUUUCAAAUAAUGAAACAAAUAAAACCAUCACAAUCUACAAAAUCAUUAAAUAAAAAUAAACAAAAAAAAUCUCUGGAUCAAACUCGUUCAUUUCCAUCGUCAAAUCCUCGAUGGUUAGAAGAAUUUCGUCAAAAUAUUAAUUCAACACUCGAACAAAUUGAACAACGUUUUAAUCGUUUAAUUAAUCCAAAUUCACCUGAAUUAUCAAUAAAUGAACAAAUAAAAUUAAUUCAAGAAUUAAUAGGUUAUAAUAAAACUAUUCAAAAUACAUGUUUAGAUAUUCAAUCACCAUUAUUUAUUGAGAAACAACGUGAAUUAAAACUUUAUACUGCUCAAUUAAUAAAGCAAUCACAAAAUGAAAAUAAACAAAUAUUAACUUCACAAACGUCUGAAAAUUUAGUACGAUUACUCUUUGAUUUACUUCUUACACUUAUGACAUACAUUCAAACAUAUUGUCAAGCAUUCUUAAUUCCUUAUGAAGUAGAGAUUUAUAACGAUGACAAUAAAUCAAUUGAUAUCGAACAAGUUAAAUCUCUGUCAACCAUAACAAUUCCUAAACCAUGUUCAAUAACUAAUUCAUCAGAAUUCUUUAGUGUUCACAUCGAUAGUCUUUUUUCUUUACCAUUAAACAUUAAAACAGUUCGUAUUGUUGCUCAUCUUUGUUAUGGAAAUGAAACAAAAGCAAAACAAAUGACAAGAUUAAUGUCAUUUAUACGUAAUAGUUAUCAAGAAAGUUCUUUACAAAUUCAUUUUGAUCAACGACUUAUAUUUGAUGAUAUACAUCUAUGUGGAUUACAACGUGAAGCAUUACUUUUAUUUGAAAUUUAUGCUGCUUUUAUUGAUGACACUGAUUCAUCAUUAUCUUCAUUAGUUUACAACGUUUCGGAUGGAAUUACAAUGAGUCUCAUUGGUUGGUGUUCACAAUCAUUGUUUGAUCAUGAACAUAAUCUUAUUAGUGGUGAAUAUUAUUUAGGUAUAAUUGAUGCUGCAACAACAAAUCGAACAGGUUUUUAUUCAUUGAGAAAUGUUUUGGAUUAUGAUUGUCCAAUAUUAACUAUAACAUUUCCUCAUCAAUCAUUUUAUUUACCAAAUAUUCAUACUAGAAAUGAUAUAUGUGCUAGAAAUUUCACUGAAAUAACACGAGAUAAACAAGAAUAUUUAUGCCGAUUACUUGAUCGACCAAAUUUAUUAUUAAAUGAUCAUAGUCUAAUGAUAACAAAUGAGACUUCUUUGGAUAAUCGAAAGCAACAAUUAUCAUCAAAUAUGUCAGAUAAAGGUAUGCUAAACGAAACAUAA
Rotaria sp. Silwood2 is the source of this 2271-nucleotide messenger RNA. The record is from the annotation of a GenBank genome assembly. NCBI's taxonomy places the organism in Eukaryota, Metazoa, Rotifera, Eurotatoria, Philodinida, Philodinidae.